UUAGAUCACGUGCAAAGAUGUUUUCGUCUGCAUUAAUCGUUUCUCUACUUUUUUGUUUUAUGAAAAUUGAUGCAAAGGGGAAGUUAGAAACAGAUUUAAAUGGGGAAUGGUUCAUAACUAAUAGAAACAGAAGUUUAAGGUUUUCUGGAACUGUACCUGGAGGUGUUUAUACAGCUUUAUAUGAUAAUAAUAUCAUACAAGAUCCAUAUUAUAGAGAUAAUGAUGGUAAAUAUAGAUGGAUUGGGCUUGAUGAUUGGACAUACUCCAGAUCGUUUCAAUUAAGUGCAGAUUCCAUAAAAAAGAACAAUAUAGUACUAGUAGCAGAAGGACUUGAUACAUUUUCUACCAUCAGUAUCAAUGGAAAACAAAUUGGUACAUCAGAAAAUAUGUAUGUUAGAUACACGUAUGAUAUCAAAAACAUUGUUAAGCCUGAUAGCAACACCAUAAGUGUUGAUUUCCAGUCAGCUGUAAAAGAAGCGGAAAGAUUAGCCAAUGAGUCGUCUUACUUUAUUCCUCCUGUCUGCACUUCUCCUACACAACAUGGUGAAUGCCACGUUAAUUUUAUACGUAAAGCUCAGUGUUCGUUCAGUUGGGAUUGGGCACCCUCAUUUCCUGUUCAGGGUAUCUGGCAGAAUAUCUAUAUCCAAUCAUUUGAUUCAACGGUUAUCAGAGAAUUUUCAGCUCUAAGUAGGAAAGCUAGUGAUAAUACAUGGAGUGUAGAUGUUGAAGUACAUUUUGAUGUAAGAACUGGAAGUACAACAGGAGAACUAGAAACACAACUUGUAGGAACACCUGUUAUUUUUAGACAAGUGAUAGUAUUAAAUCCUACUAACAGCAGUUUUAAUUUUACUCUUAAUAUACCUAAGGAUACUAAUAUAGAUCUAUGGUGGCCAAAUGGAUAUGGUAAUCAAUCUUUAUAUGAACUUACAGUCAAAUUUACUAGUGAUAAAAGCCAGGAAUCAACAGCUAAAACUAUUAAGAUUGGAUUUAGAACUGUUGAAAUUGUCCAAGUACCUGUAUCAAAUAAUGAAAACUAUGGACUGACUUUUUUCUACAAAAUAAAUGAUAUGCCAGUAUUCUUCAAGGGUACUAACUGGAUUCCAUCAGAUAGUUUUAUAGAGAGAGUGACAUAUGAUAGAAUAAGAAUACUUUUAACAUCAGCUGCUGAGGUCCACAUUAAUUCAAUGAGAGUUUGGGGUGGAGGGAUUUAUGAAAGUGAUUCUUUUUAUGAAUUAGCUGAUGAAUUGGGAAUUAUGAUAUGGUCAGAUUUUAUGUUUAGUGUAGCUUUAUAUCCUACAACUAAAUCAUUCCUUGAUACUGUUGCCAUAGAAACACGACAACAGGUUAGACGUCUUAAACAUCAUCCAUGUAUUGUUGUGUGGGCAGGGAAUAAUGAAAAUGAAUUGGGGUUACAGCAAGGAUGGUUUGGAGUGAAAGAUGUUGAUCCAUAUAAAGGAGAUUAUAUAAAGUUAUAUAUAAAUACUAUUGGAUCUAUUAUACAACAAGAAGAUACCACUAGAGAAUAUUUAUCAUCAAGUCCUUCGGAUGGGAAACUUACAAAACAGGCUGGAGGCAUUGCUCAGAAUCCUGCUUCAGAAUUAUAUGGUGAUAUACAUUAUUACAACUAUUUUGCUGAUCUAUGGGAUUGGAAAACAUUCCAGAUUCCUAGAUUUGCAUCUGAAUAUGGUGUUGAAUCUUGGUGUAAUUAUGAAACACUUGAACCAGUUUUUGCUGAGGAAGAUUUUGAUUACUGGUCACCUAUGGCAGAGAGACGCCAACACCAUGGAUUGGGAAACAUAGAGAUGCUUAUUGAAGCUCUAACUCACAUACAACUACCUAAUGCAUCAGAUGUUAAGCAACGAUUUCAAGAUUUGAUAUAUGUUACACAGAUACAUCAAGCCAUGGCAAUGCGGGUUGAAACAGAACACUAUAGAAGACAUACUAACAUACUGAGAAAAGAUGGCCGUGGAAUGACCAUGGGAGCUUUCUAUUGGCAGUUAAAUGAUAUCUGGCAAGCACCAACAUGGGCAUCAAUAGAUUAUAACUUGAAAUGGAAGAUGAUACAUUACUAUGCCAGACAUUUCUUUGAUCCAAAUUUGAUUUCACCCUUCAUCAAUGGCACAGAUCUAAAUAUAUACAUGGUAAUAGACGAAAUUCCAAAUCAUUUAUACAGACAUCCUGAUACUCAUACUCUAGAAUUUAAUCCAUUACGAGAGCAACAUAAACUAGAAGAAAUGUUUCAGAAGCAUACAGUUUUUCAUUUCAUUAAGAAGAAAAUGAUGUCCAUAGAUGGUACUGUUAUUAUGGAGAUGUAUGCAUGGAAUAAUUUUACACCUUUAAAAGCAUGGACUAUUCCUUAUAAAUUAAAUCAGACAUCAGGCUUAAUUUUCCAGAAAAACCAAGAUGAUGUUUUAUCUGAAGCUGGUUGUUCUUAUAAAAAACAAUGUUUUCUUUUUUUUUAUCUCAAUUCUAAAUCUAAUCCAACCAGUACAUCAUGGCUUCCAUUAACAUAUUUCACAGAUACUCAAGGUGUUAUACCAAAAGCUAACAUACAGAUUACCAAUGUUGUGUCAAGUUCAAGGACAGAAUUUAAUGUCACACUGGCAACAGAUAAUAUAGCACCGUUUGUGUGGAUAAAUGCCUACAACAUAACUGGAAGAUUUUCUGAUAAUGGCUUUCUUAUGAAAGAUCCUUUACUUCAGUUGACUUUUAAGUCUUGGCAACCAGUAGACCUAGAUACAUUCAAAAACUCUUUAACUGUUAAAUCUUUAAUGGAUAUUUAUUAUUAUAGUGGUGAUGAUGCCACCUAUCUUAAGUACAAGGGUGUAUCAAAUAAAUCUCUGGAGCGCUUACUGUAUAAUAUACAUUAGUAUUAGGCCUUUGUUUAUAUAUUUUUAUAUAUAUAAAGCAUAGUUUUUAUAUAUAAAAAAAAUCAUUGUGUGGGAUGGAUCUGAUCAUCUCUCCCAUUUAGAAAUUAAAAAAAAACAAGAGAACUUUUACUAAAGAAAUCAUGUAUGUGUAUCAUUGUAGAUAUCAUUCUAUUCUAUCAUUCUGAUUUUCAGACCAUUAGGACAAUAGGCCAAAGAUAUUAAACUGUUCUGUCUUAGUAGGGCAUAAAGCAUUAAGAUUUUCAGCCUCCUUUAAUCGGCAUUAAUUUCGUUUUGUUUUUUAUAUCGUUUAAAUUGUCUUUACUACAAUAGGAUCUGGAAGAGUUGUUAUCAUUGACGUGUUCUGGAUGAUGUGAGGGAUUAGCCAAUGAAAUAGUCUGUUGCGGGGAGCUCAAUUGGCGUGUAGUGCAUGGAACUGUGGGUAAUCCACGAGAAACAUCAAUGCUGAUUGGUUAAUCAAAUGUCUGACCUCAUAGGAUCAAAAGUCGCUCGCAUGACCUCUGACGCGACCUGCCAAAACAACUGGUCAGAUCUUCAUGUAGUGUAGGCCUUCGAAAGUAUAAAAAACGAAAUGGAAUAUAGAUAUGUGUUUUAAUCAGAUUGUCAGCUGAUAGGGAAUUCUACAAAAUUCAAAUAUAGAUUGAGCUUCAUAUUAUCCAUGGGGAAUUGGGGAUCGUUCUUACAGAAAUAGAACCAAGAUAUGAAAACUUUUUCAGAAAGUUUCACACAACCAACGUUUUUCUUGAAUUGACAGCUUAAAUAUGGUUUUGGAUUGUAAAAUAUUCUUUAACUAACCAUUUAGUUCUACAUCUGCACUGGUUUGGUUUUUAGUGUUGUUUGUUUUAUCAGCUGUCCUUCAGUGGAAUUUAAUUAAGCAAUCUGUCAAACAUUUGCCAGUUCACCACAUAUCACUGUCAAUGAUUUAUACCAUAAACAAUGAUGGUAAUUUUAUGUCUUCUUGGCCCAGUAAUGUAGUGAUCUGAUUGUGGGGAAAGGGAGAUUAGAUUGCACAUCAGUAAUUACGCUGUCUAAUCCUCAUAUUUACUGUUAUUGGUCAUUUAAUUAUUUUAUUACAGCUUUAAAUUAUUUCACAUAAUUUUGCUCAAUUUUGGAGGAUUUCUUAGGUAUUUAAAUAUUUAAAUAUUUUACUGUUAUUGUACUUAUUUAAACUCUUUAUUUUUUGUUAUUGAAUUUACUACUAGUAAAGUAUUUAGUUUGAUAUUGAUAUAUACUCUUUAAAAAAAGUAGGGGAUAUUGAAAUGCAAAUACCUAUGCAGGUUGCGAUAUGAUAAAUAGCCAUGGACAUUUGACAUGCUUUGAGAGUAUGUUCACAGAUGGAGAACUUAUCGCCCCAACAGAACCACUGAGCUGCACAUGCGACACGCAAUAGCGCCAUACACGUGGGAGGGGUUCAUUGUCAAAUUUGACACUUCAAGGAAGGGUUGAUGAAAACUGCCGCGUGCUGGUUUAUCUAUCCAUGUUUGCUUUCCUAUCGGUUCUUGCAUAAGAUUUACUGUUUAACGCAUCCUUGCUUUAGUGUGUUACGUUUAAUUUGAUCGGGAGGCGUUUUCGUCAACGUCAACCGACAACACUGCAAGAAUUGGCCGUGUCACUGCAAGAGGAGUGGGUCAGAUUGCCCCAAAUCUUGAUUGGACGGUUGAUUAGGGGCAUGCCACGACGAAUUGCUGAAUGUCUGAGGAUUGGUGGAGUAAUUUCUCAUUAUUAAGACAAAAAUCAAAAACGUCCAUUUUCACGGACAGUGAAAUUAGGCCGUCAGAUAAGCUGCCCAUAUGAACUGUUUAUGUUUAUGUGUAGGCAGUUGGCCUGUUAUUAACAUACACUGGUUACCUCUAAUAAAAACAGCAGUGCAUUUCCGCAGUUUUGUAUGGUUUCUGAAUAUCCCCAACUUGUUUUGAAGAGUAUAUUAUGAAUUAAUUGCAUUUUUUAUGUGGGAAUAUAUUGUCACCAAUAUUUGUGGACGUAUUAUGCCAUCCGUCCGUCCACAAUUUGUUUCUGAACACUCUACAGGUCACAAUUUUUAUUAGAUUGUGAAGUAAUUUGAAAUAUAGGUCUAUCUCCCAAAGAUAUCGGUUCCUUUCGAUAUUGGCAUGUAUCGGACCAUAACUUUAUGGAUUUACGAAAAAUCACCUUUUUAGCUUGUGUCCACUCUAGAGGUUGCAAUUUUCAUCUGAUUUUGAUGAAACUUGAAAUGGAUGUUUAUAAACCAAAGAUCUUGAUUCUUUUCGAUAUUCGCGCAUAUCGGAUCGUAAUUUCCUGGAUUAUGGCCUCUGUACGAACAAUCACGUUUUUAGCUUGUGGACUCUCUAGGGUCAUAUUUUUUAUCCAGUUUAAAAAAAAAGUUUACAUGUAUCACCGUUGCACCCUAAUGACGGCUGAGUUCCAAUUUCGUGAAAACCGGGCUAAAUAAACUGCCUGACAAAAUGGCGGCUCCUUUAUGCAAAUAGUGUAAAAGUAUGUCAUACCAAGGUUGUGGACCCUCUAGAAGUCACAAUUGUUAUCCGAUUUUGAUGAAACUUGGAAUGCAUGUUUAUAUUCCAAAGAUCUUGGUUCCUUUCGAUAUUUGCGCAUAUCAGACCGUAACUUCCUGGAUUAUGGCCCCUGAUUUUACGAAAAUCGUGUUUUAAGCUUGUGGAUUCUCUAGCGGUCACAAUUCUUUAUCCGAUUUCAAAAACCGUAUAAAUAUAUCACCAUUCCACCAUAAUGAUUUCGAAUUUCGGGAAAAUCGAAAUGAAACUCCCCGACAAAAUGGUCGCUCUUUGUCGCAAAUUGUGUAAAAAUAUGUAAUACGAAGGUUGUUGACGCUCUAGAGGUCACAAUUUUUAUCCGAUUUUGAUGAAACUUAAAAUGUAUCUUUAUAUCCCAAAGAUCUCAACCCCUUUCGAUAUUUGCGCAUUUCAGAUCAUAAUUUUCUGUACGAAAAAUCGCUUUUGUUUCUAGCUUGUUCUCUAUCCAUCUCUUGCAAAAUGUGAGCGUAUCUUUCCUGGCAAUCGCUGGUAUCAGUUAUAAGGAGGAACCCUUUUACAAUUCAGAGUUUCACAACCGUAUUCUGGAGAGUUUCUGGUCAAUUUCUAGAAAGGUUUUAAGCACUCGAUAGGUCAAAGUUUUUAUAUUCCCACAUUGAAUGUUGCCCUGUGUUUAUUUUUCUGUGACCACUCUACAAGGUCAAAGUUCUUUACAGAUUUUUUUUUUCAAUUUCGCAAGGAUUGUUCAUUGACAAUGGAAGUGUAGGUUGAAAUUUAUGAUUCUUGGUGAUUAUUUUUUUACAAAAUAAUAAAACUGUGGGCAAAAUAAUAAAACUGUGGGGUUGUUCAUUAGGGUAUAAAAAUAAAAAUAUGAUUUGUAUGUGUAGUCAUUGCCCCUGACCCAAAUACACAAAACAUAAUAUACCAACACCUUUCUGUAUAGUCAAUUUAGGGUUGAGCAAUCAAAUCACCACGAAACCAAAACAAACAGUAAGUGAACUAAUUUUGGUAAUAAUAAUAUGUCCAUUUGAUAUCGCAGCUGAAGAGUAUAGUUCCAAAGUACAAAUUUAAUGUCAAGUCUACUUGAAAAUAUUUGAACAACGGUAAGUGGCAUACUUUACAUUUAAAGGUUCCUGUGUGACAAGCAUGUUAAUGCCAAAACCUCCAAUCAAAACCUAAUAUCUCAAAGACUCUCGGCUUUUACAUCUGGUUUGAAAUACAAUUGUCAUUUUUUCUUUACGAUGGUCCUGUUUUAUUGUCUAUGGUUAUUAGUAUUUUUGGUAUCCUACUAGGGUUUUCACAUAUUACACCAGACGGUACUCUUAUCGACAUGGCCUAUUUUAACGUGCCUACAGGCAAUCCUUCUUUGAAAAUCUGAAAUCCGUGCUUUGAAAAAAUGUUAUGUAGCCUUGUGAAUCUGGCAAGAUUGUAUGGGGAAACGUAGCUAUUAUUAUGAUCAUCGACCACUUUCGAUUUCUGUUUCAAAUAUUUUGUAUAAUUGACGUAUUCCCCCGACCACCACGUAAAGCACGAAAAUUACAUAGCAGAACAUGGUCAGGUGCAUGUGACACUGACAGCGAAGGUUCGUUUGGCUUUGGAUCGACUGAAUGUUUCUUUGGACUAUUAAUGAUACUGAAACACGGUUAUAAAUAUAAAUAUGUUAAUUCUGUUAUAUUUUGGUUACAAAAGUGUAAACUGUUAUCCGUGGAAAUUUUCACGGAACCCCAGAAACCGUGCUUCGCCAAUAAAACCUUGAAAUAGGCCCUACGUAUCCGAGCCGUUAUAUCUUCCGUUGUCCACAUAUAUGGAUUAGCAGUUUGGUAACUAUGCAGACAUUGUUUGGGUUUCAGAGAUACUGCAGUGCAAGGCAGGUAUCAAUUAAUCUAGCGUGAAU
Patella vulgata (common limpet) is the source of this 7265-nucleotide messenger RNA. RefSeq names its product beta-mannosidase. The record is from RefSeq and is a predicted model, not a curated record. The transcript has 17 exons. Bases 18 to 2870 code for a protein of 950 amino acids. Gene Ontology annotation, biological process: glycoprotein catabolic process; carbohydrate metabolic process. Gene Ontology annotation, molecular function: beta-mannosidase activity. Lineage: Eukaryota; Metazoa; Mollusca; Gastropoda; Patellidae.